AUGUCGAAGUCGGCGAGAGAGCCUCAAGCGCCGACGCCUCGCACCCGGGACAGCAACACGUUUUCGUGCUCGGAGUCUCUGCACGGGAGCGACAUCAGCAAGGAUGUGCCCAAGCGUCUCACUUUCACCCACGGCAUCCCCCUUUCGAUCCUGCCCGCAGAGCUGCGGCGGGAGGCUGCGGAGCUUGACGUGGAUGGGUCCAACGUGCUGGACAAUCACGAAGUCGCCGCCGCGAUCCGCGCCCUCGUGCGCGAGCGCCGCGGCCGCAAGACGGCGCAGAAGAUCGCCAUCGCGGCGGUGCUGCUGCUGACCCUCACGCUGUCGGCGAUCUUCGGCCUGGUGUGGGCCGUCGUGGAGCUGACGAAGGACGUCGGCGUCGACGGCGGGGUGAUGGUCGACCGCCACUCCGGCGCCCCGCUGCAGACUGCCAACACGGAGAUGCACGCGUCGGCGGGCGGGCAGCUGGUCGACCGCUCCACGGGCAACCCCCUGCGCGUGGCCACGUCCAGCCAGGAGGGCCCGCUCGACAGCGCGCUGCCGGACGAGGCGUUCGCGGAGCUGAAGACGCUCAAGGUCACCAGUCCUUCGGGCGCCACGCUCCACGUCCAGGUGCAGGGCUUCGCCAGGAUCCCCCGGGGGGACUCUGCCUCGGUGAUCCAGCUCAUCACGCCCGUCGGACUCGUCGUCGUGGAGGGCGUGCAGCUGACGUUCGAGACCUCGGUCGCCACCGUCUUCGAGAGCGCGGGCUUCCCGGUCACGGCGGCCGGCGGGCGCCGCCGCCUGCAGUCGGCGUUCGUGUCUGGCCUCUUCAAUUACUUCCUCAACGACGCGCUGAACGGUGCUGGUGCGACCUCCGCCUCCGGCGCCACGGUCAAGGUGCCCGAGGUCAGCCUCCCGUCCAAGUACGAGGCCGAGACGACGGUGUACCACCCGUGCGACAGGCUCGACCUCGAUGGCAACCCGGCGGACGCGUGCAAGAUCUGCACGAGCGUCCCCGCGCAGACCGUGUUCGACGAGGACGGCAACUUCGUCGGCGACGGGUCGAUCACGCUCGCGAACGGCACGGUCCUGCCGCCCGCGAACCCGCCCGCGAUGCAGGAGGUGUGCAACGAGUCCCCCGGGGUCACCGUCAAGAACGGCAAGCGCUGGGUCGCCGUCAAGUCGCACGUCGUCGCCGUCGGCGACCUCGUGCUCUCCGCGCGCACGUACGCCGCCUACCCGAACCAGACCGAGUUCGAGCUCACGAACAACACCGCGGCCCUGGCGUCGACGUGGCAGGUCGUCCCGUCGGCCGGCUACGAGGGCAUCCACUUCCACUGCCACGAGCGCGACGUGCCCUCCACGACGGACCUCGACCGCAUCUACUCGCUGCGCGUCGACGAGGCCACCACGGAGGCCCUCGCCGCGCCCCGCACGGGCACGGGCUUCCGCGUCAAGGCGACCAUGGUGCCGAAGGCCGACGCGUUCGCGGACGGCAAGGUCCCCGAGGGCGUCGAGGAGGUCCGCCUCGACCUGCUCAUCGGCGGCGACGGCACCGUGCUCGAGGUGUACAACACCAUCACCGAGGUUCUCGUCGAGUACUCCUCGAUCACGGAGCUGACCGAGGACCGCGCGGGGGAGGAGCGCGCGAAGCUCGAGGCCCUCGCGGCCGGCGGCUCGUGCGUCAACGCCACCGAGCCGGGGCUGCCCGCCGCGCUGCAGGCGUCGCUCCCGAAGAUCCUGGACGCGUACGCCACGCCGCUCAAGGCGGAGGAGCCGUUUUGGCCCGAGGGGGCGCUGCGCGACGCCCGCGAGGCGCCGAACGCCGGGCGCUCGAUGACGCAGCGGGAGGUGGCGGAGAUCUUCGACCCGCUCGUGCGCGCGCGCCCGGAGUACAGGGAGGGCCUGGAGCGCAGCCGCGGCGCGCGGCGGGCCUUCGAGGAGGCACGCACGCUCCCGGAUAUGGUCGAGGCGUACCGGCGCGUGCUCGAGCUGCACGAGGAGGACGGUAUCGAGCUGGCGCACCCGCACCCCGCCGCACACCCGGCGCUGCGGCGACUGGCCGCGGGCGACCUGGACAGCGCGGUCGCGGACGCUGCGGUGGCUGCCGCCGAGGGCGGCGCCGGGGCCGUGCGGCGCGCGCUGGGGGCCGCGGCGGGCGACGACGAGCUCGCGGAGGGCAUCGCGGCGCUGCACGAGUCGCUUGAGGACCCGGGGACGCGCAGGAUGCUGUCGUGCGUGCUGAGCCAGGUCGACCUGGACUUCGAGGUGUUCUUCGUGAGGUACAAGCUCGAUGACUGUCAGGACUACAACGGCGACGGAAAUCCCGACAUGGUGAUGUGGAUCACCGCGGGCGCGGGGGUGCUCAUUUGCGAGGGCGAGGCGGGCGUGGGCUUCCACCUUGAGUCCGGCCACCACCCGCCCGUCAGAGGCAGCGUCGGCUGCAACCUCGCAAACCUGUUCCCCGCCAACUUGCUGCCGCUCCCGGUCUCGGACUUUGUCGCCAACCUGGGGAAGGCCGAGGUGCACCUCAUGGGCGCGCAGAUGACGGUGCACCAGUCCGCGACCUGGAGGGGGUUGACAUUGGAGAGGGCCUACCUGCGCAACCAGGCCGUCCUGACGAUGACGGCGCUGGCCACCUCCAAGGGUCCGUCUGUGCCGUUUGGCUGCAACUGGGAGUGCCCGUGGUGGAUGUUCGGAGGCUGCUACCCGAAAAGUACCUGCUUCAGACCCGCGUGGGACGCGGGGGUGCAGACCGUGGGAGAGGUCAUCAUCACCGGCGCGUGCCCGUUUUUCCACUCGCAAUAUAUUUUUUGGGGGCAGCCGUACUACUAUCACAUCCACUGGGACGGCCACAUCAAGAUGCCGUCCGGUAUGUACUACCGGAGGACGACGACGAAGUGGAGGGACAAUUUCGGCAGCGGGCUCUGGGGGGGGAAUUUCCGCGAGUCGUGGGUCUCGCUCAACGAUGGCGCGCAGUGGCGCGGCUGGAACAUCCUCGACCUGUCAUUCGGGCAUGUCGCGUGCAACAACCGCGACGACUGGCGCAUGGUGCCACCGUUCACGUGA
Messenger RNA from Pedinophyceae sp. YPF-701, 3048 nucleotides. Lineage: Eukaryota; Viridiplantae; Chlorophyta; Pedinophyceae. The record is from the annotation of a GenBank genome assembly.